Messenger RNA from Gryllus bimaculatus (two-spotted cricket), 849 nucleotides. NCBI's taxonomy places the organism in Eukaryota, Metazoa, Arthropoda, Insecta, Orthoptera, Gryllidae. The record is from the annotation of a GenBank genome assembly.
GGUGCUGAUCCAAGAAUAGUCACUAGUAGCAAACCUGGUGGAAUAGAGUAUCCUGACCGUGUCGAUGGAAUAUUGUCGUGGGAUGAAGUAAUGCGCUCUGAUGAUGGUCUGUAUGCUUGUGUUGCCACGAAUCCGGCAGGUGAAGCAGUGUCUUUUGGACACUUAACAGUGGAAUUCAAACCAUCAUUUGUCAACACUCCUUACGCAGACUAUUGGUCAUGGGAUGGCCAGAUAGCUAACAUAACAUGCCUGGCUGAAUGUAUUCCCAAAGCCACAAUUCGCUGGUUUUACAACAACCGUGAUCUUGACAGGGAUAGAAUACCAGAGGUUAUAAAACAUGGAGAAGGACCACAAUCAUGGCUUGAAAUUCCUUCCAGCUUCCAAGGAAGGUACGGAACAUACAGAUGUGAAGCAAAGAAUAAGCUCGGGACACAAUCCCAUUUCAUAAUUGUGGGACCAAUGUACGAUGGUGGAAUUCCAAUCCGUGUUUAUAAUGUACGGUAUGGUAAAUCAGAUGAAUUGGUACAUCAAUGGAGAAAUCGCGCAUGGCCUGCAGAUUCUGAAUACGUUUUGGAAGAUUUAGUUCCCCAAACUCGGUAUGAAUUUCAGUUCUCUGCACAAAACGACGUCGGAACAGGACCCUGGGGUGCCACACAAAUCAUAGUAAUGCCCAAGAGGUCUCCUCCUGAACCUCCUCCACUUCUGGACAGACCUAUGAUGUUUGAACAUCCUGAAGCACCAGUGGACACGCCUGUGAUGUCAGCUUAUCCAACUCACUUCGAACUACGAUGGAACAUUCCUGCAGACAAUGGAGAACCCAUUAGAAGUUACCAUGUUACAUGGUGCACG